UGAGUCGCUCAAGCCCCUUCUCACUCAAAUUCCAGCCACGAGCGCAACGAUGGAGCGGUGACACUUUAUUUUGGUGUCGGAGACGAGCCAGGAAUAGCCAUUCUCCGUACUUUGAACUGGACGAGGAUGUCAACUCGGGCUGCGCUGGUCGUCGUCGUCGUCGCGUGCCUCGGUAGCAGUGCGACUGCCUCGCCACCGCCCUGCAACUUCACAGUACUGAGCGCGACGUUUGAUAUCAUGACGGCGUCCCAGUGUCAAUACGCGACCAACUAUACGUUUUUGCCACCGAGUACGGAGCCUACAGCCGCCGACGUCGACGCGAUCUGCGCCGCGCCCGCGUGCCAAGGGCUCAUUCCGCUCCUCACGACCCACGCUCCGUCGUGCGUCGUGGGGUCCGUGGAUUUUGGUGCGUUUGCCGCAUCUGUGAAAGCGCGCUGUGGGAACGGCAGCACCGACGUCUCGCACUCGACGACGAAUCCGCCGCCCAUGACUGCGCCCGGGUCGGCAUCGAGCCUCUCGGCUGUGAGCGCGCUUCCUUUCCUCGUCGCGACCAUCGCCGCAUUCUUGCCCUAGAUAAGGCUAAAAAACUCUAGGUGAGUACUGUAGCUGAUGGAAUCUACCUCGAACAUGCAACUUGCGCAGCAAGAAAUAGGUUGAAUCUCUG
Messenger RNA from Saprolegnia diclina VS20, 664 nucleotides. RefSeq lists its product as hypothetical. Gene Ontology annotation, cellular component: extracellular region. The coding region runs from base 127 to 573 and encodes 148 amino acids. The record is from RefSeq and is a predicted model, not a curated record. The transcript has a single exon. NCBI's taxonomy places the organism in Eukaryota, Oomycota, Saprolegniomycetes, Saprolegniales, Saprolegniaceae.